Messenger RNA from Spirometra erinaceieuropaei, 267 nucleotides. NCBI's taxonomy places the organism in Eukaryota, Metazoa, Platyhelminthes, Cestoda, Diphyllobothriidea, Diphyllobothriidae. The record is from the annotation of a GenBank genome assembly.
AUGUGUGGUGAUGAUGAUGAUGAUGAUGAAGAUGAUGAUGAUGAUGAUGAUGAUGAUGAUGAUGAUGAUGAUGAUGAUGAUGAUGAUGAUGAUGAUGAUGAUGAUGAUGAUGAUGAUGAUGAUGAUGAUGAUGAUGAUGAUGAUGAUAAGCGAGGAAGAAGCGGACACUCCGGCCUACCUCCUUGUUGCCUAUCGUUCCCGGUUAUGAACGAAACUACGUCGCAAAACAGUGUCGCACAUGUUCCCUUCCGAACACUGUUCCCAUGA